This is a messenger RNA of Dermacentor albipictus, 351 nucleotides long. The record is from RefSeq and is a predicted model, not a curated record. Lineage: Eukaryota; Metazoa; Arthropoda; Arachnida; Ixodida; Ixodidae.
AUGGCGGUCGUCGCAGUCGCGGGUUCGCAGUACCACCUCUCCGUGUCCGCAUCAAUAUUCACCACGCAAACCGACGUAGGAGAAGAAACGGCCAUCGCUUUGGCCUACGCGGCUACCAAUGCACACUGCAUCAUCAGUGAUUCAAAAACGGCCAUUUCCACUCAGGUGGAGAAGGAAGAGGAGGAGGAGGAGGAGGAGGAUGACGACGACGAUGACGAUGACGACGACGACGACGACAACAACAACAACAACAACCACAACAACAACAACGAUAACAACAACAACAAUAAUAACAUCAACAAGAUCAACAACAACAAGGAGAUCAAGAAGAUCAACAACAACAAUGUUUAA